Molecule: messenger RNA, 249 nt
Organism: Chondrus crispus (carragheen)
Lineage: Eukaryota; Rhodophyta; Florideophyceae; Gigartinales; Gigartinaceae
Exons: 1
Coding region: 1-249 (82 amino acids)
Source: RefSeq, a predicted model, not a curated record
AUGAGAACAAACUGGACAGGGCAACCAUGCUUCACAGUUAAAACUUCGGCGUAUGCCUCAUCUGAAGAGCCAAAUGUUUUUUCACCAAGUCUCCCGGUAAAUGGUGCAGCGGAUGUGUCAGUGGGGCCCUUUCCGGAGCAUAUGGCACCCGCCGUUGCUGUAAUGCACUGCACAUGUCGGACAAACCCCCUCAUCUCGCGACAACCGCGGCCCCUUUUAGAUUCUCAAUGCACAGCCUACCGAAGUUAA